CUUAUUUUACCUCCCGACACGUAUGGCCCACUUAUUCCGCUUUGGUCAACACAGUUCUUAGCGGGCCGCCGCAAUGGCAACGCCGCCGCCGCCGGAGUUCGUGUACCGGAUCAGCACGGGGGAUGAGUGGGCGGAGCUCCAGCGCACCGGCGGCACCCUCGGCGGCGACCUCGACCGCUCCACCGGCUGCUUCCACCUCAGCGACCUCGCCCAGGUGAAGAUGACACUAAAGAAUUAUUUCCGUGGGCAAAAUAAUUUAUACCUGCUACAAAUUGACACUGCCAAGAUUGCAGAUGGCUUAAUCUAUGAGGCAGAUGAUGGCUGUAACUAUUUCCCUCAUUUCUAUGGCCCUGAUCGGAGCUUUGCACCCCUUCAACUAAGUGCUGUUGUGAAGGCGGACAAAAUAGUGCAGGCAAACAAUAAUUUUUCUUGCAGUCUACUUGAUGGAGCGGCCAUCUAAUUCUGAUGUGUAACUGUAAGGUCUCACUCUUAGCCCUUGUUUACAUAAUUUUCUUGUAAGUUCCCUGCCAAAUUUAUCAAAGACAGGCUGUCCACAUGGUUAUGCUAGUAAUGGAAGUACACAAAUUUAAUGUCAA
Messenger RNA from Triticum dicoccoides, 596 nucleotides. RefSeq lists its product as uncharacterized. Lineage: Eukaryota; Viridiplantae; Streptophyta; Magnoliopsida; Poales; Poaceae. The record is from RefSeq and is a predicted model, not a curated record. Bases 74 to 460 code for a protein of 128 amino acids. The transcript has 3 exons.